CUCGGCAUGGACCUCGUCAGGCUUGGACUCGAGAGAGCGGACACAGCUGAAAAGGCUCUUACAGUCAUAGUUGAAUUGCUAGAAAAAUAUGGACAGGGAGGAAACUGUAUGGAGAGCCACAUGGCAUUUACGUACCAUAACAGUUUUCUGAUAGCCGACAGAAAGGAAGCCUGGGUGUUGGAGACAUCAGGAAAAUACUGGGCAGCAGAAAAAGUAGAAGGAGGUGUGCGGAAUAUUUCCAACCAGCUCUCUAUCACAACCAAGAUUGACCGAGAACACCCAGAACUGAGGGAAUAUGCCAAAAGCAAGGGCUGGUGGGAUGGGGAAAAAGAAUUUGAUUUCGCUGCCACAUACUCGUACGUAAACACUGCCAGAAUGACGACAUCCAGAGGCCGGUAUUGUGAAGGCUAUAAACUUCUGAACAAACACAAAGGAUCUAUCACUUCUGAAAUAAUGAUGGAAAUUCUUCGUGACAAGGAGAGUGGCAUUAAUAUGGAAGGUGGAUUUAUGACAACGGGAAGCAUGGUGUCUGUACUGCCUCAGCAGCCUAAUCUGCCAUGUAUUCACUUCUUUACUGGAACCCCAGAUCCUGCAAGGUCUGUGUUCAAGCCUUUCAUUUUUGUGCCCAAUAUCACUCAGUUAUUAAAAACUAGCUCCCCUACAUUUGGUCAUGAUGAUCCAGUUAAGAAGCAACCACGUUUUCAGAGCAAGCCAGACCGAAGACACGAGCUCUAUAAAAAACAUGAAAGCGCAGCCGUCGUUAUGGAAACUAAGGAGGGCCAAGGUAAAGAGAUGCUGAAAAAAAUACAGGAGUUGGAGAAACAGAAAAUAAGCGAAAUGGAAUCAAUCCUUCAAAACGGAUAUCUUGACGUUAAUCAAGUGGCUAACCUUUUUGCACAAUGUGUAGAAGAUGAACUGAAAAUAUAUAGCUAA
Messenger RNA from Apaloderma vittatum (bar-tailed trogon), 933 nucleotides. RefSeq names its product secernin 3 (gene SCRN3). The record is from RefSeq and is a predicted model, not a curated record. Gene Ontology annotation, biological process: proteolysis. Gene Ontology annotation, molecular function: cysteine-type exopeptidase activity; dipeptidase activity. NCBI's taxonomy places the organism in Eukaryota, Metazoa, Chordata, Aves, Trogoniformes, Trogonidae. The transcript is spliced from 6 exons. The annotation marks the transcript as partial.